GCUGUGAUCUAAACCAAUCAACCACCAUGUUCCGUCAUACUAGAGGUCAUCGGGGCCUCAUUCCCGCAGUGACAAAACGAUUCAAGAGUACAACAACAACAACAACAACAACAAGCCAGGGACCAGAGAGACAACCACUUCAGUCAAUCCUGAUCGCAAACAGAGGAGAAAUCGCACUUCGAGUUGGCAAAACAGCUGCUCAGUAUGGCAUCAGGACUACAACUCUUUACACAGAUCCAGACGCACAUAGUCAACACGCAUUAAGCUCNCCCUUUGCUAUCAAUCUCAGCGAUCCCAGUCAAUAUCUCAAUGGCGAUCGAAUCAUCCAAACUGCCCGCGAUCAUGGAUGUCAAGCCAUUCAUCCUGGUUACGGCUUCCUCAGUGAAAAUGCAGAUUUCGCCAAAAAGUGCACUGAUGCAGGCCUCAAGUUUAUCGGCCCUCCAUGGAAAGCUAUCGAAGCUAUGGGCGACAAGAGUCGAUCCAAGGAUAUCAUGACUUCGGCUGGCGUUCCCUGCAUUCCCGGCUAUCAUGGUACAAAUCAGGAUCCCGACUUCCUCAAACACCAAGCAGCGCGGAUCGGGUACCCUGUCUUGCUGAAGGCUGUCAAAGGUGGAGGUGGUAAAGGCAUGCGUAUCUCUAGAUCUCCUGACGACUUCCUGGAUCAAUUGGCCUCUGCGAAAUCUGAAGCCAUGAGUUCUUUCGGUGACGACGUCAUGCUUGUCGAGAAGUACAUCACCACACCACGCCAUAUCGAAGUCCAAGUCUUUGCAGACAAACAUGGAAAUUGUGUCGCGUUGGGCGAGAGAGAUUGCAGUAUCCAGAGAAGACAUCAAAAGAUUCUUGAAGAGUCACCAGCACCUCACCUGGAUGAAGCCCUACGACAAGACCUUUGGGACAAGGCUCGAUCUGCCGCUCUUGCUGUUGCUUAUGAAGGUGCUGGUACGGUCGAAUUCAUCUUCGACAAUGAUUCGGGUGAAUUUUUCUUCAUGGAGAUGAACACCCGUCUACAAGUAGAGCACCCCGUUACUGAGAUGGUGACUGGUGAGGAUCUGGUACAUUGGCAGAUCCUUAUCGCGGAAGGAGGCAAGUUGCCACUAACUCAGGAAGAAGUGCACGAGAGAAUUAAGGCUCGUGGUCACGCAAUUGAAGCCCACUCUGGCAAGCUGCUGCACCUACGAACCCCCGACAUCACGGACACCGUACGAAUUGAUGCAGGAUUUGCUGUUGGAGAUGAAGUCACAUCACAUUAUGAUCCAAUGAUUGCCAAACUCAUCAUUCAGGGCCCAGAUAGACACGCAGCGUUACAGAAGAUGAAGACCGCCCUCGAAGAAUACGAAAUCGCGGGACCAAUCACCAACAUCGAAUUCGUCAAACGUAUGUGCGUCAGUCCUAAAUUCGUCGCUGGCGAGGUCGAAACCGGCUAUAUCGAGAAGAACAAGGAAGAGUUGUUCCGCAGGGUCGAAGUCCCGGACGAAGCCUGGUCGCAAGCAGCUAUAGGCUUGUACAUUGCCGAGCAAGGNACUAGCGGCGAUGAAACCGUGUUGUCUUCUCAGACCAUCGGUUUCAAUACUGGACUAUCUGGCCCAAGAACUUUCGACCUUGUAGAGAUUCCAGCAGAUGGCAACACCAGUAGUGCUUCAUCUGUCACUGCACGUGUCCAGCAUGUCGGUCCGCACACUUUCUCUGUCUCAAUCGGAGGUAAACAAGCUUUACAAGUCACCAGCAAGCUCGAUUCCACCAGCAACAUCCUCCAAUCGUUCUAUCCUCACACCAGGCUCGAGACAAGAGUCAUUCGAGACCCGGAAACCAACAACCUUAUCCUCUUCCAACAAGGACGGCAAUACCGACUACAACUCGCAGUGCCUAGAUGGGCCGAGAAAGCUUUGGGCAUGAAAGAUGUAGCAAAUAGUGUGCUGGCACCCAUGCCUUGCAAAGUCCUUCGUGUUGAAGUAGAAGAGGGUGCGACGGUUACCAAGAACCAGGCGCUUGUUGUGAUCGAGAGUAUGAAGAUGGAGACAGUCAUCAGGGCACCGCACGACGGUAUCAUUGCGAAAAUCGUUCACAAGGCUGGAGAUUUGUGCAAAGCUGGUACGGCUUUGGUGGAGUUCGCCGGUGAGGAGGAAGCAAAGGCA
Messenger RNA from Aureobasidium uvarum, 2132 nucleotides. The record is from the annotation of a GenBank genome assembly. Lineage: Eukaryota; Fungi; Ascomycota; Dothideomycetes; Dothideales; Saccotheciaceae.